AUGAGUCCUCGUAUAUGGUCGUGCACCCUCUGCGGGUGGGUCGUUCUCGAUGCAUCAGGCAAUGCAUCUUGGUUGAACCAGUUUCGCGCUCUCUCCAGCAGCCCAAAAGGCGUCAUACUCACGGGUGUUGGCUUAUACGUUGAUCGGGAAAGGGGCGCAUUCAUUGCCCCUGUCGAUUCCAACGGCCGAUGGGAUGACUCUUCCUAUGAGAGCCCCCAUGACGACCAAUUCGGCGCAAUGGGUCAGGGUGAAGUCAACCAGAGACGUGGAUUCGUUUUUCACGAAGCCUGCUGGGAUCUCCUAGAGCAAGCCUUCUAUCCCGGACAGGUGCCACUGAAGAGACUGUUUGGGGUCUGA
Messenger RNA from Colletotrichum gloeosporioides, 357 nucleotides. RefSeq lists its product as uncharacterized. The transcript has 2 exons. The record is from RefSeq and is a predicted model, not a curated record. Bases 1 to 357 code for a protein of 118 amino acids. NCBI's taxonomy places the organism in Eukaryota, Fungi, Ascomycota, Sordariomycetes, Glomerellales, Glomerellaceae.